Molecule: messenger RNA, 11070 nt
Organism: Miniopterus natalensis
Lineage: Eukaryota; Metazoa; Chordata; Mammalia; Chiroptera; Miniopteridae
Source: RefSeq, a predicted model, not a curated record
GUUCACUCCUGCUUCCACUCUCUCUGAAAAGUAAUGGAAAAAAUAUCCUCUGGUGAGGAUUUAAAACAAAAGUUACUCUCACAGAAGCUAUUUAUGUAGGCAGCAUGUACUUAUUGAGCACCUAUUAACUGCUGGGCCCUGGGAUAUAAAGAUGAACAGAAAACUGUCAUCCCUCUGGAAUCUUAUUGUCUAGGAGGGAAGACAACAGAAGAGUAGGCAAUUAAAAUAGAAUGUGAUGAGUGUCCAAACAGGGAAAUGCGUGGAGUACCUCAGCGGAGCCUGUAACUAACUCAGCCUUUGGGAAAUUGCAUGUGUGUUCUGAAGGAUUAAACCAGGACUGGCCAGAGGAGGGGGUACCAAGAGGGAAGACAUCCACGGCUGUGGACAGAGGGAGCAGUCUGAUCUUAGGCUUGGUGGCACUAGAGGAACCUGGGGUGCUCAGAGCUGUGGGGGCGGUCCUCCAAUUAUUCACUUCCUUUCUUUUGAAUGCAUCUCAUCUCAUCGAGUGUAAUAUUCUAAGGGCAGAACUAUGUCUCUUACUGUUAUACCCUCCACAACUUCAAGGAAAAUGAUAGAUUUUUCGUAAGAGUUUAAUAAGUAAAUACUAGCCAUUAAAGCUAGAAUCAAAUCGAUUUGACAGUGAAAAUGGAUUUAAUCAAGAUGAGAAAACUGAGGUUAAAUGACUUGCUCAAGGUAACAAAGUAAGUCCAGAUUCUGGGCUUGAGCAAACAUUAUCUCCUGACUCCUCAAGCAUUUAUGUAUCUUGUCAUUCACUGGUAUGGGGCAUUUCAUACUGAGUUUAUUAAAGGAGAGAGUAUUGAGUUUUUAUGUAGCUGGUCUCUAAAAGCCUAUGUGGGUGACUUUUGGAGUGUGGAGAAGGGGUGUUAGACCACAUUAGCCCACUACAAUCCUGACUUGACAAAUUAGUUGAUUCAAUUUCAUUGUAGACUAUGUAGUGGUAUAAUGUGUAAAUGCUACUGCUGGGACUUUUGUGUAGAGAUGUAUGAGUAUUGUGUCAUUUUUUUCUUCCAUUUCUUACUAAAGCUCCAAAGACUCAUAAACCAUGAUUAUUAUUCUGUUUAGUGUAAUUGGGAGCACUGAACUGAGUGGUGGAAGUGUGGUUGGGUGACUAGUCCUUGGGCUCAAGUUUAGAUGGGAUAAGUGAGGGGGGAGAUUAAAGGGAAAGUGACUUUUUUAAAAAUGGGAAUUUGCUCUUUUUUGUAUGUCAUAGAAACAUUAUUUUACAAAUUGCUGAAUACUUGUCAAUUUAUCAAAAUAUGUAGACUUUCUGAGGGAAGUUUGAGGUCUGUUUGCAUUGUAAAGAGAUUUUGGUUCUGGAAAUAGGUAUAGCCUAUAAGCACCAGUAAUGAAAUGAAAAGACUGCUACUUUAUGACAUUUGUUUGGUGGAAGACCCCUACCUAUUUUGAGGUAUUUCCAAAACUUAGCCAGAGGAGAAGUUAUUUAGUUCAAUUUGGAGGGGUAAGGUAAUUUAAUAUUUUGUCCCUCUUACUAUUUGGAUUCAGUAUUGGGAUGUUGGAUUACAACGAAGAAGAAUCUAUCCCAUUAGAAGGGUGAUAUCCUAGUAUUUUACUUCUGAGGUGAGCAGACUUUGCUUAUUUCAAUUUGUUAACUAGGCCUUUUGAUAUUUUUGUAGACAAUCUGCUUCAUCUUGAUUCUGCAGCAUUCCAAAGUGUGGUAUCCUUGGGGUUCUCUUAACAUUGCUAUGGUGCAGAAGAUUUAAAAUCAGCUGAUGUUCACAAGGAAUAGAGUCACGUGAUGUAUGAAGGGAAACAUAUACACUUCUCUGAGGUUGACAAUAAGCCCUUGUGCUCAUAUAGCCCCAAACUGUGCAAGCAGCGGCGACUCAACGGCUACGCUUUCUGUAUCAGACACGUUCUGGAGGACAAGACUGCCCCCUUCAAGCAAUGUGAAUAUGUGGCCAAGUAUAACAGCCAACGCUGCACCAACCCCAUCCCCAAAUCAGAGGAUCGUAGGUACUGCAACAGCCACUUGCAGGUACUUGGCUUUAUCCCGAAAAAAGAGAGGAAGAAAAAGAAUGACCCUAUAGAUGAGGUAAAGGUCAGGCACCAGAUGGAUACGAUGGCCUUUAGCCUGACGGUGCCUACGUUGGCCUUGAAGAUGCCCAAUGGACUGGAUGGAAUGUCCCUCUCUCCACCUGGGGCAAGGGUCCCUCUCCACUACCUGGAAACUGAGUUGGAAGACCCAUUUGCUUUCAACGAGGAGGAUGAUGACCUAAAGAAAGGGGCAACUGUGAGAAAGAAGUUGCAGAGCAAGUUGGCCCAGAAUCGGCAGCGCCAGAGAGAGACAGAGAUUUUAAAAGUUCGACAAGAGCACUUUAGUCCCCCUCCUGCACCUUCCCAGCAGCAGCCUCCGCAGCAGCACUCCAGCCUGUCACCUUUAUCCACUUCUGUAAAGCCUCCAGCGCCACCGCAGGGUUUAGUCUGCAAGUCACCUCAACCUCAGAACACCAGCCUACCAAUGCAGGGAGUGGCCGCCACCACACACACUAUAGCACAAGCGAGGCAGCUGUCUCACAAGAGGCCUCUGCCCCUCCUGCCAUCCAGUAGGGCUCCUGCCGUGGACCCACCCAGGACUGACCGGGUCCUUAUGAAAGCCACAGCCUUCUCUCCACACUUCUCUUGUAUAAGUCGACUGCAGAGACUGGUGAAACUGUGCACCCAAAAACAUCAGUUGGACACUGAUUUGUUUCCCCAUUUAGGGUUGGACUGGUCUGAAGAGAGCGGAGAGGAACUGGAGGACUCAGAGCAGGCCUCGCCAUACCAGGUUGCAUGGUCCAUCCGAGAAACCCUCAGAUAUGAAAGACACAUGUCAGAUGACGAUGAUACGGAGAGUAGGAGCUCCAGGGUGACCCAACUUUGCACUUACUUUCAGCAGAAAUAUAAGCACCUCUGCCGCCUGGAGCGGGCAGAAUCCCGUCAAAAGAAAUGCCGGCACACGUUUAGGAAAGCCUUGCUGCAGGCGGCCAGUAGGGAACCAGAGUGCACUGGUCAGUUACUCCAAGAACUGCAGAGAGCUGCUUGCCAUCGAACCAGCAUAAGCCGGACCAAGUUGAGGGAGGUGGAACCAGCAGCAUGCAGUGGGACGGUGAAGGGUGAACAGUGCACUAACAAAGCCCUUCCAUUCACCAGACAUUGUUUCCAACAUAUCCUCUUGAACCGCUCUCAGCAGCUCUUCUCAAGUUGCACGGCCAAGUUUGCAGAUGGACAGCAGUGUUCUGUGCCUGUUUUUGACAUUACACACCAGACACCUCUGUGUGAAGAACAUGCCAAAAAAAUGGAUAAUUUCUUGAGAGGAGAUAGCUCCCGUAAAGUUCAGCACCAGCAGCAGAGGAAACCCAGGAAAAAAACCAAGCCUCCUGCACUUACCAAAAAACACAAGAAGAAGCGAAGGCGUGGACCUCGUCGACCCCAAAAACCCAUUCCACCUGCAGUACCCCAAGGGAACCUCAGCAUGCCCACCAGCGUCUCACUGCCAGUGGAGGCCUCUCAGAUCCGGAGCCCAUCCACGCCAGAGCUGAGUGCUGAUGAGUUGCCGGAUGACAUUGCCAAUGAGAUCACUGACAUUCCGCACGACUUGGAAUUGAACCAGGAGGACUUUUCAGACGUCCUGCCACGGCUGCCUGAUGACUUACAGGAUUUUGAUUUUUUUGAAGGAAAGAAUGGAGACCUCCUCCCAACUACCGAAGAGGCCGAGGAACUUGAACGGGCCUUGCAGGCUGUAACUUCUCUCGAGUGCCUGAGUACCAUUGGAGUACUUACACAGUCAGAUGGUGUGCCAGUCCAAGAGUUGUCAGAUAGAGGAAUAGGGGUGUUCUCCACAGGUACUGGAGCUUCAGGAAUUCAGUCCUUGAGCCGAGAAGUAAACACGGACCUCGGGGAGCUGUUGAACGGGCGCAUGGUCCAUGAUAAUUUUUCUAGUCUAGAGCUGGAUGAGAACCUGCUCCGUUCUGCUACCUUGUCUAACCCACCUACACCCCUGGCAGGGCAGAUCCAGGGGCAGUUCUCUGCCCCAGCCAGCGUUGGCCUUACUUCUGCCACUCUGAUCAGCCAGAGUGCACUUGGGGAGAGAGCCUUCCCAGGACAGUUUCAUGGACUUCAUGAUGGCAGCCAUGCCUCCCAGAGGCCACAUCCUGCCCAGCUGCUGAGCAAGGCAGAUGACCUAAUCACCUCACGACAGCAAUACAGCAGUGAUCAUUCACACUCCUCGCCCCAUGGAAGCCAUUAUGAUAGUGAGCACGUGCCGUCUCCCUAUAGUGACCAUAUCACCUCUCCCCACACAACAUCUUUCUCGGGUGAUAAUAUGGCAGCUACCUUUUCAGCAGAGAUGCCCAUCAUGGCACAGCACUUGCUCCCAACCCAACUUGAGGUGCCACUUGGAGGAGUUGUAAACCCCAGAACUCACUGGGGCAAUCUCCCUGUCAACCUUGGAGAUCACUCUCCAUUUAGCAACCUUCUCGACGCAGAUGGACAUCUUCUUUCCACUUCCCUGUCCACGCCACCCACCACUUCGAACUCAGAGACCACACAGCCUGCCUUCGCCACCGUGACCCCCAGCAGCUCCAGCGUGCUUCCGGGGUUGCCGCAGACCAGCUUCAGUGGCAUGGGGCCUUCCGCUGAACUAAUGGCCUCCACCUCUCCCAAGCAGCAACUCCCUCAGUUCAGCGCAGCCUUCGGCCACCAGCUGAGUUCUCACAGUGGCAUUCCUAAGGACCUGCAGCCCAGCCACAGCUCUAUAGCCCCUCCUACAGGCUUCACAGUAACAGGUGCCACAGCUACAAGUACCAAUAAUGCAUCUUCUCCUUUUACCUCCCCUAACUGAGCGUGUCUGUGUGUUGCAGGCAGGUGGGGAACCUAGUGUUUUCUAUCUUUGUUUCCUCUUUAUCACCCUUCCCCCUUUUCCUAAAGAAGAUUUUAAAAAUAACAGAUGGGGACUUGAAGGGAACUCUCUUUUCCAGUUAAACAAGUUACCCUGCAGUGGACCUUGCUUCAGUGUUCACAUGUGCUCCUUUGCACUGGUGCUCAUUCCCUCCUGGCAGGUUCACUCCCCCAAUGGUUUCCCUAGUGGCUCAGCACAGUGACUGGAUAGAAUUGACUCUUAGCAGCAAGUCCUAGAAGUGGAAGAUACCUCAGAUUACCAGUGCCCUUUACUAUUUCCUAGUAUUCAAAUCAAUGCUUUCCAUUUUAUUACCAGGUCUUUACAUAGGUGGUUCUAGAUAGAAUGAUCCCAUUCAUUGAGUCCCUGUGUGUAAGACGGAGCAAAUGGUGUGCGGAGGCCGAUCAAGGCUCUGACUUAGCACCAACUGCUAAAUACCAGUGAGGCCAGGAUUCCAUUCCUAAUCGUGAUCAUGUUUAAUUAAAAAGAAAAAAAUUAGUCUUUCGACUGCUUGUGUGUAUGUGUGCGCCCACGCGUGUGUUUUUGUGCAGGGCAGGAAGCAGCUGUCCCUAUGUUGUUCUUUUUCCCCCUAAUGAGUAUGUAAGGCUCUUAUGUCUUUCCCACACUUCACAACCCUUAUAACGCUGGUCAUUUCCCACUGAGUUAACUAAGUUUACUGACUAGAGAGGGUGGUGGUCGGUCACAUGAAUAGCACAACCCUUUUCUGCUAAGUUAGCCUGAAACACAAAGCUGGAUUCAUGUCAGUGCUGUGGGUAUGUCCUGAAAAGCUUGCCUGGAAUGACUGCAGGGUUGUUGAGAUCCUGAGGUUUGCUGGUAAUAUCGCCUUUUAGAUGUGCAUUUGUUCCUGAAUCCCUCUGUCAUGGAAUACAUUCACGAGGUGUAAUUAAAGGAAAUGUUUCAAUGUGGAAAGCGGGAUAGGUCUGAUAGAUUUGGAAAGAUGGCAUCUGUGAACUUCUUGGUCUGUCUUUUGCUUUUGAAUUUUUCAUGUUUACAGUAGUGCUUCUUUGGUAAGAUUUGUAAAAUGUUGAAGACACUUGUAGAAUCAGUGUACCAGUUGUGAAGUGGUAUGUAAUAUCUGAAGGAUACACAUUUUAGUUUCUUUCAAAGCAGAUUAUGGAAAUGAGACAUAAAUUUUACCCAAUCAUUGGUACUUUUAAAAUAAUUUAAGUGCUUAGGUUUUAGUUUUGGGAAAUUGUCCUAAGUACCAGGAUUUUAGGCUUAAAAAUCAUAUUGGGUAGUUUAGUAAAUUGGUGACUAAGAAAUGAAUAUGUGAGUUUUCUUUUUACCUGCCUUCUCCCUUGCCCUCUCCCCUCCCCCAGAAGGGUGGAACUAGAUUUUAAAGGCAUCUGUCCUCUGCUUUUGCUGAGACAACGUUUUAUUGUCCCUUGAGGUACCAUUGGCUAUUUAUACCUGAGUGUAGUCUAAUUUAACAUAUAUAUAUUUUAAAAGAUGAGUAGAGAGAACCUAUCUAUUAAUGAUGUGAUAUAAUGCUUCAUUUGUCAGGGAAUAUUUGAUCUUAAUUUCUUUUCAAUAGGUAAAGAUUUUGAUGUAUUUUCCUACUUCCUAUAUGUAUUCUCUUUAUGCCAUGCUACUUGUAACCAGUCCCUUCUUUUGAAAGCUUUUCUUUCUCUGCUUUUUAAAGGAAUAAUGGUGAUCAGCAGGCAUUAUGCAUAUACCAUGUGACUGAGAUUACGGAGGGGAAGUCACAUGACAGUAAGAAAUCAUUAUAUGCCCUAUUUUGUAUUUAUUGAAAGUUUCUUUUUUUGGGCCAAAAAUAUGUUUGUAAUAUAUUUAGUUGUUUUUUUUAAAUCAUGAUAAUUGAUUGGGAGAUUUAUUUUUAAUAGCUUUGCCUUUUUUGCAGAUUGAGAAAUUUCUAAAUUAUAAAUUAUGUCACAAAGCAAAAUUAUAUUUGGUAUCACCAUAAAUUUCUAUUCUGAAUGGUGAGAACAGAUCACUUGAAUAUUUCUCACCUGUGAACCUAUGUUAGUAAGCUUUUUUAUUUUAAUGUACUGUAACAAAAUGAUUAUGAGUAGUUAUACCUGCUCAAAAGUGUCAUUUAGUUUCCUAAACUCUUUUCACACCCCAUUACAAUAACUGCCCAUUCCCAGGGAUUUGGUUUAGUCUCCACUGUGUACUGACUGAAGGUCAUAUGGAGCAGCACAUCGACGUUCCUGUCAGCCCUUUGACAGCAGAGGGAAGUCACGGGCAGUCGAUUUGAACGUUUCUGGCCAUUUAUCCCUCGUGGUAGCUGCUUAAAAUUCUUCAGUUAUCAAAACUGAGUUUGCAGUAAGUUGCACAUUUUAUUGUUUGCAAUUUUCUGUUUUAUGUGCAUUUAAAAGCCCUUUUCUGCUUUCUAGUAAGGAGGCAGGAAAUGAUCAGGAAUGUUGCCAGUUACAGCUUCACACCAAAAACUUGGAGAAAAUUCAUUUUUGUGUAGAUGCCCACAAUGAUAGCUGAAGAAAGGGCACCCGUAGAAAGUACCCAGUGUAGGCGUGAGGAAUUAGCAAAAAGCUAAACAAAACAAAUUUUUCCUCUUAUUUCAUCUACUUCAAAACAAAUAUCUGAGCUUGCAGUUUGCUUUGCUCUUGCUAUUUCUUGAGUCCCCUUUUGGAAGAUGGAAGAACAUCUGUGAACCCAGAGGUAUCCAUUACGUUUUUCUUGUAGCUAAUGGAGAAUUCUAGUCUAUUAGUAGCAGGUUUGCUAUUAAUAUGUAAAGAAAGGAAUGACGUAUCUUUUACUCCAGAAAUAUGAAAAUCAGUGUCUUGUAAUAUAGCAUUUAUGCUAUAAUACGGCAAUACUGGAAUCAGAAACAAAUUUUACAUACGGUCCUAAUUAGAUGGAAGCUAGCUUUUAUUCUAGUGUUAAACUCAUGAGAAGUAGUGGCAAAGAAGGUUCAGUCUGUUUCUGUAGUUCUUUGGGACCAUUUAUAAAGGCCAGUUAGAUUGUGUUAAUGCGAUUUUAUUUACAAAGAUGCUGCAGUUAAUGGAUACGUUCUGUGUUCUGAAAAUCUGAAUCCCAUACUAAUGUAUAUUCAUUGGCUGUGAUCUAUAGCAUCCGAAGAAAGUGAUGUGUUUUCUCUCAUUUACUCUCUCUACAUAAUUGUGAAUAUUAUUUUAAUUAAAGUACUUAAGACAUUGUUUUUUCCUCUGUUAAAAAUGGCUUGGCAAUUUGCACAUCUGGGUAAGUUAUGUAGCUAAUAAACAAUUUACAAUAGUUAAUAGCAAUUACACUUGACCCAUCAAGUGACAGACUAUGCAAUGAAGAAAUUUCCUAAUUCUCGUCACAUGGCUUAUACAGUGGAGGAUUAUUUUCUCUAGGAACCUACCGUGUGAGAUCCGACUGCUUUAUAAAUGACGUCCUGGGCAAUUUCACGCUGGCAGGCAGCGUGUCGUGUUUAGUGCUCCUCCAUGAAAAGACUGCAAUUUAAUGAGAAGCAAGUAGUAGGUAUGGAAGUAAAAUUGGAACUUUUUUUUCCUUAAAAUUGUAGUUAUGUCUUGAGUGGCUUCAGGCUAAAGAAAGCUAAUCCUUUAUCUUUGCCAAAUAAUUAUUUAUAAGAAUUAUUUCUUAAAUAAGCCCAAUCUUUCAACUGCAAGUUAGGAAUCCUCCUCUGUGACUAACACUAACGUGUUUCCUUAUUGUUCUCAAUCCGUGAUCACAACCCAGAGAAGCAAAGACAGUUCUUUGAUUUGGAAAGAAACGACGUCUGUGACACACACAGGUACCCUGUCGGUGCAGUUCUUUUCCUAUGUGAAAUAAUUUUUGUUUUUGUUGACCUGUACCAUUCAGUUUUGGUCACUGGCGCUAGAAUUUGCUCAUGUGGGAAGUCCCGUGCUGUCUGUCGCCGACACUUGGCUGCAGUCCCUCCCGAGCGCUUGCGUGGGGUGGUGAUGGUGGCGGGCCGGCUGCACCAGCAGGGUCCGUGCGAGGCAGUCUCCUUUCUCCAGGCUAGUUCAGAAGGCGGUGUGGGUUGGUGGUGUACAAAGAUGAGGCUGUUGAUAACACUAAACUAACUAUUUAAUAGGUUUGAAAUUCAUUAAAGAUUUUUUAAGUGUCUAGUUUGCAUUUUCUUCAUCGUCUUUCCUUUUAGCCUUCUUUCAACAUUCCAUGAAAUUCUACUUUUAACCUGGAAUGUAUAGAAUAAUGUUUAAUGGUCUUCUAAAUGGUCAACAGAACUUCCUAGUUUACUGAGGCAGUUUAAAGAACUGGAAAGAAAAUGCAGUCCUCCCAGACAGUCUUCAUUUGUAUCUUUAAUCACCAACACCUACAUCGCGCCAAGGAUUUUUUCCUGACAAGAAAUAUAUUUCUUGGGGGGUAUAGGAUGGGAAUAUAUAUGAUAGAAUAUAGAUUUUUUUUCCUUCUCUCAAUACAUUGAAAAUAAUUGAAUCUUCCCUGGCAUUUUACGGAAAGGUAAAACAAUUUAACGACUUCUUAAUAUCUUGAACUUCAUAAAAAGUUCCAAUAUAUUCUGGAGGGAGCCAAAAUCUGUGUUUAGUAGAUUAACAUUUUAAGUGCUAUCAUUCAAAAGAUUUGUAAUAAAAUAUCAGUGAAGAACAUAUUCAUUUCCCCCUGACCAGUGAAUUACGAAAGAACAGAAAACAUAAAUGAAUAAUUAUUUCUCCCCGAAUAACCAGUAUCAUUAAUGCUAAAAUUGUGGGUCAAAUUUAGAGAGCCUUACUUCCAAAUAGCAAAAAUCCUUUUUUCACUCCAGCUCUUACUGUUUGUUAGCUUUCCUCUCUGCACUGUGAUACAGAGCUAAUCAAAGGAAUUGUGGCAUCAGAGAGCAAAUGUGGUAUGACUUUCUUUACCCUUGGUUCCUGGAUCUUGGGAAUGUUUGGUUCCUUUCAGUGGCAGAGUUUUUGGUGAUCUAAACUUUAGUCUGCUAAAUAAUCUUGUAAGAGAAAACCUGUCUAACUCUUUCUUAGUAAGCUCUGUAGGGCAGCACAGCUUUCCUUCCUUUUCUCCUUCUGCCUGCUUGCUCAGCCCACCCCAGUCCUGAAGUGUGUUUGUACACACACACUCUCUCUCUCUCUCUCUCUCUCUCUCUCUCUCUCUUUCUCUCUCUCUUUCUCUCUCUCUCUCUCAUCCUGGCCUAACAGAAUCCUCUUCUUGUUCUGGUUCUGUUUUGUUUUUGUUUAUUUUUUAAAGCUGGGGACCACUGAAGUAAGCUCUGUAUGCACCCAAAGCUCCCCUUGGAAAAUUUUUCAGCGUGCAGUGCGGAAGGCUCCAGUGCAGCUAAAUGCCACACCAUUGCUUUUACUUGGGGAAUAGAGUGAUUGGCCCUGAAAUGACUCCACCUCGUUAAGGUCCAGUGGGCUCCAGCGGAUCAGUGUGGAAGUGAUGGACGUUGUCUUCAUCUGCUUGGAAGGGUUGAAUCAGUUCCUCUCAACAGUGAUAGUUCUUUUCACUGUAUAGUGUUGAGUAUGUCUCAGGGAUUCCUUGCGGAAAUUAGGGCAGAUUUUAAAAUAAAAAAAUAGUUUUCAAAAAACUAAAGGUGACUCAUCAUUGAAGAGAGCGCAAGAAAGAGAAAACAUUUGGUUUCAUAGCCCACAGUGUCUUGCAUAGGACUUUUUUCCUUUCUCCUUCAGCCUCUCAUCUCAGCUUCAGCAUACAGAAUCCUUUCCCGUCAUGCACAGCUUUAAAACUUUUAUUUAAAAAUCUCCUUCCCCGAUGAGCUUUCAGAAUACUUAUUGUAGAUUUUAAGAGAAAAGGUAUAUUAAUUUAUGCUAUUAACAUCACCUCAUAAAUUAUAAGUUUUAUACUAAAGCUGUAUUGAGUGUAAUGAGUUAUGUUGCCUAUGUGUUUAAUAGCUAAAAAAAUUAUAUAUGAGCUUUUUUUUUUUUUGUUUGACAAAACAAACUAGUGAAGCACCUUUUUACACUGGAUCUCUGCCGUGUCAAGGUGUAUAGCUAUCCUUUGCUACCUUGCAGAUAUAUAAAAUAAAAGGAUAUCCUGGGGCCUCAAAAUGUAGAACACCUUUAGACCAUUUAUUACUGCUCAUAGGACUGUUGAGAAUUACAUUUCUUUAGUAAAUGAUCUGUGGUUUACACUUAAGAUGGGUAGAAGCUUAGUUACAGGGUAAAUAGAAAUACAUAGAUCAAGUAAAAUUCCCAACUACUGUAGCUGGACUUUGUAAA